Molecule: messenger RNA, 1819 nt
Organism: Chaetomium fimeti
Lineage: Eukaryota; Fungi; Ascomycota; Sordariomycetes; Sordariales; Chaetomiaceae
Exons: 5
Coding region: 243-1601 (452 amino acids)
Source: RefSeq, a predicted model, not a curated record
UUGAGAAUAAAGUCCCCAAGUAACCAUGCGAGCCAUGUCAGCCACCUUCCGUUAACUACUUGCAGGCCGUUGUUAGGAUGCUACGCCACUGGCCCGCCUCUCUCGCCAAAGAAAGCUUGCCCCCGCGCCAAGGAGGUUGAGCACCCUGAUGGCCCUUCAGCUCUUGUUUUCGCUCUCCUUUCGCUCUGGCACACGGUGCGGGGAGGGCGGCCGUUUUGACCGAAAGGUUCACCGUGGCGUUGAUGAGAACCUCUGUGUCUGCAUGUCGGAAAUCGAUAGUUCCAGCACCACCACCACCACCAUGUGUCACCGUGCCCACCGCAGGAUGCCGGGGUCGAGAACCACGCGGGGGUAGGGUUGGUGGCGUGCCCAGUGGUGCCCGAGUUUGCCCACAUUUAACCACGGCCUCGCCUCCUGCAGUGCUCCCACCGAUGCAGGUCCACGCAGCUUCUUCCUCGAAUCACUUGGACGGUCGAACCCAUCUUGCAGAGAUGGCGCCCGUGGGAUACCCCUCGUUUCUCCUCGUCCUGCUCCAGGCAUGGCGUGCCGUGGGCUUGCCCCAGGCUAUCACAGCUCGUGCCGAGUCGAGUUGUUUCCCAACCACGACAACGGUCUAUGGCAUCCCCACCGCCAUCACCGACUUCGGCUCCUUCGUGUCGUCGAUGAAUGGCCAGUACUCGACUUCAGGAGUGCCUUUCUCCGGAACGAGGGUCCCGUUCUUCACCUCGGUCGUCGAGGUGUCUCCCGGAAAGUUGUACACGGGUUACGGGUACUACGACUCGGAAGCGCUCAAGAGUGCGGGCUAUAGCAUCGUCACUUCAGUCGUCACCACCACCACGUGCCUGACCACGUCCGCAUCGCCGACCCUGCCCCCAUCUCCAACCGGUUCUCUGUGCAGCCCGCACGGUGACCACUGGCACUGCGAGCCGUACCCGUCAAGCACCCAGCCCCCAGACGCCGGGGAGUGCGAGCCCCAUGGCGACCACUGGCACUGUCCUCCGGGUGUCCCUGAACCCACCACCCCUCCUCCGGUCGACACGACAACCACCUCGCCGCCGCCGGCUGGUGAAUGUGAACCUCACGGUGACCACUGGCAUUGCCCGCCGGGUGUCCCUGAGCCCACCACCCCUCCUCCGGUCGACACGCCCACCACCUCACCGCCUCCGGCCGGCGAGUGCGAGCCUCAUGGCGACCAUUGGCACUGCCCCCCUGGUGUCCCAGAGCCCACUACUCCGCCGCCCAGCCCCUCGGCCGAGCCCACAAACCCGCCGGCCGAGGGCGAAUGUGAGCCACACGGUGACCACUGGCACUGCCCGCCCGGCGUGCCUGAGCCCACCACGCCCCCCGGUUCUACGCCCACCGACACACCCGGCGAUGAUGACAGCGGUGAAUGCGAGCCGCACGGCGACCACUGGCACUGUCCCGACGGCAUCCCCGAGCCGACCACGCCGCCGCCUGGCGGCACAGUGCCCUCGCCCACUCGCUCGUCGACGGCGUCGUCGGCUGUCGUGACGGCUGGUGUGGGACGGGUCGGCGUGCCUGGGGCUCUCGGGUGGGCUGGUUUGGUGGUUGGGGGGUUGGGGAUGCUGGUUGUGCUUUAGGGCUUUGGGCUUUGGGCUUUGGGGGUUGGGUGCGUGCUGGUUGGAUGUAUGUACCGCCUCGUAGAGGUGGGAGGGCCUUAACCUGUUUCAGUUUGGAGUGUGUUGCGCUUUGUGGCCGCUUUUUGGUAAUUGGUGGUGGGCCGGGAUGGGUAUGUACGUAUGUAAAGAAGCCGAUGUGGUUCGCUCCGGAAGCGGAUUUGGUGGGAUGGUUAAACUUA